AUGACUUCCAUUCUUGUUCUUCGUCUUGUUUCUUUUCUUUCUCUAUCUUAUGCUAUUCUUGGACAGAAAACACAGACAUACAUUGUUCAGAUUCAAAAUGACCAUAAACCUUCUGUCUUCAACGAUGUAGAUGCUUGGUAUAACUCGAUGCUUAAUACCCUGAGCUCUUCGUCCAUUUCCACUACUUCUACGUUGUCAAAUACUUCUUCUUCUGUGGAGUUCAUUCAUCUUUACACAACUGUCUUCAAUGGAUUCUCUGCUAAACUGACAGAAGAGCAGGUUCAAGAUUUGUCUAGGAAAAGGGAAGUCUUGGGCAUCAUACCGGACAUAGUCUACCAAAUCCAUACAACUCGAACGCCGGAGUUCCUCGGAUUGACUACGAGGAAUCCGAUAAGUCUGCUCAAGAAAUCCAACGGCGGCUCUAACGUAGUGAUUGGAUUCUUCGAUACUGGAAUAUUCCCAGAAUCUAGUAGUUUCAACGACAAUGGGAUGGGACCAAUUCCAUCCCAUUGGAAGGGAAGUUGCGAGAAUGGAGAUAGUUUCACGAAGAACCACUGUAAUAAGAAGUUAAUCGGAGCCAGAGUUUUUUCCAACGGAUAUAGGGCGAAUUAUGGACACAAAAACUCUGAUGUUAAAUCUCCAAGGGAUACAGAAGGACAUGGAACACACACGGCGUCAACAGCUGCCGGAAGGCCAAUCACUAAUUCAUCCUUUUUCGGAUUCGCCAAGGGCACGGCCACGGGAAUCGCGCCGAAAGCCAGAGUUGCGGUUUACAAAGUAUGUUGGAGCAGAGGAUGUAUGUCGUCCGACGUUUUAGCUGCGUUGGACAUGGCCGUUCGCGAUGGUGUCAAUGUUAUGUCGAUCUCUCUGGGUGGAUCGGGUUCGGUUCCAUACUUUAUGGACCCAAUUGCGAUCGGAUCGUUCGGAGCUGUAAACAAAGGCGUUUUUAUUUCCGCCUCGGCUGGAAAUAGUGGACCCAGACCAAUGUCGGUGACAAAUGUAGCUCCUUGGAUAACGACCAUCGGAGCGAGCACAAUCGAUCGGACAUUUCCAGUUGAUCUUAUACUCGGGGAUGGGUCGAUUAUCACCGGCUCAUCUAUCUACACAGGGAAGCCGUUUUCUAAAAAUACAUUUCAUCCAAUUAUUUUGGGUGGAGACGCCUCCCUUAUUCCAGGGGAAUACCCGAAAAAGCUGGCCUCAUACUGCAUCAGUGGGACAUUAGAUGAGAAGGUUGUACAUGGCAAGAUUGUGGUUUGCAAAAGAGGAUACAGUGGACGGGCUGCUAAAGGGGCUGUAGUUAAAAAAGCCGGUGGCAUCGGAAUGGUAAUCGAAAACACGGCGGAAGAGGGCGGCGAAGGGUUACUCGCAGAUGCUCACUUGUUACCCGCAUUAGCGAUAACCGCAUCAGCCGGAAUUAAACUUCACGAUUACAUGAACUCUGAUUCAAACCCCAAAGUUUCCAUGAAAUUUCGCGGGACUGAAGUUGGCAUAAAGCCGGCCCCGGUGGUUGCUUCAUUUUCGUCCAGAGGUCCAAACGCAGAGUCUAUCUACGUCUUGAAACCGGACGUAAUCGCGCCUGGUGUCAACAUAUUAGCGGCAUGGCCAGAGAGUGUAUCGCCAACUGAACUUCCGAUCGACACUCGCCGUUCUAAAUUUAACAUAAUUUCCGGCACGUCGAUGUCUUGUCCUCACGUAUCAGGCCUGGCCGCACUUUUAAAAGGCGCUAAUCCUGACUGGUCGCCGGCUAUGAUUCGAUCUGCACUCAUGACAACUGCUUAUACACACUACGCUAAUGACCAAAAUCUGUUAGACGAGAAUUUGAACAGUCAAGCAAAUGUAUGGGCCACGGGAGCAGGACACGUGGACCCGGAGAAAGCUGUUGAUCCAGGUCUGGUCUACGACAUGUCCGUGGAUGACUAUUCGAACUUCAUGUGCGCUUCCGGGUACACUGAGGAUAUGAUCCAUCGUGUUAGCCGUCAGAUGCAAUUUAAAUGUAGAGGAAAUACAGAGAAGCCAUGGAAUUUGAAUUAUCCGGCGAUUAUGGUGGCGCUUAACCGGACAACGACCGGCGGCCAGCUUGAGGCUAAGAGGACGGCAACCCACGUAGGGUAUGGACGUGGAGUCUACAAAGUAAUGGUAACUGCACCAAAAGGCACAAGGGUUACGGUCCUACCGCGGGUGUUGAAAUUCAAAAGGAUGGGACAAAAGCUAUCUUACGUUGUUCGGGUGGCGGCGCAAGGAACAGCACUGCCUGAUUCUACAGAAUAUGUGUCCGCCGGUAAGCUGACAUGGGUUGAUCGUAAACACCACGUCACUUCCCCGAUAGUGGUUACAUGGAGUGAUAAUUAG
Impatiens glandulifera is the source of this 2349-nucleotide messenger RNA. RefSeq names its product subtilisin-like protease SBT1.5. Lineage: Eukaryota; Viridiplantae; Streptophyta; Magnoliopsida; Ericales; Balsaminaceae. Gene Ontology annotation, molecular function: serine-type endopeptidase activity. Gene Ontology annotation, biological process: proteolysis. The coding region runs from base 1 to 2349 and encodes 782 amino acids. The transcript has a single exon. The record is from RefSeq and is a predicted model, not a curated record.